Molecule: messenger RNA, 6655 nt
Organism: Drosophila eugracilis
Lineage: Eukaryota; Metazoa; Arthropoda; Insecta; Diptera; Drosophilidae
Gene: Abca3
Product: phospholipid-transporting ATPase ABCA3
Exons: 13
Coding region: 486-5618 (1710 amino acids)
Biological process (GO): transmembrane transport; lipid transport
Cellular component (GO): intracellular membrane-bounded organelle; membrane
Molecular function (GO): ATP binding; lipid carrier activity; ATP hydrolysis activity
Source: RefSeq, a predicted model, not a curated record
CUCUCUGCCUUCGUUCGUUGUUGUUAUUGCCCGCCCAACAGUUUCGUUUCAUUUUGUUUGGCAUCUCCGGCGGCGUUAGAAGUAUUACUAUUAUUUUAUCAUUAUUUUUCCGUGUAAUAUUGUGUGUGUCGGCAACAGCUGUUUUAACCUCGAAAAAAAAAAACAGCAAAUUAUUGCAGAUAAGAAAAUAACAAAUAUGACAGUGCACAUAGGAGUGCAGAAACGGCAACGCGUCAGCAGAAAUAAGUAAUUGCAAUUGCCGCAAGUCGCUUGCCAAUCGAUUAUGCAGUAAUGCUCAAUGUCGAUCUAAUUUUUAUCACUAAGUGGGCCCACACUUAAUCGCACGAACAAAAAAACAAUACAAGACAAACAGCACUGCAAUUUCAGUUAUUGCCUGAAAAACGUGAAAGGGAUCCUAAUUUUAAUCAAUUUUAAUGACGAGAUAAUCUAGAAAAAGCUUUAAGCCAAUCGAACAAAGCUGCAAAAUGGCGAAGGUGACAAACUGGGACAAGUUUGUGCUGCUUCUGUGGAAGAACUGGACUCUUCAAUGGAACCACAAAUGGCAGAUGGUUAUCGAGCUGGUGCUGCCGGCCAUAUUCUCCUUGCUCCUCGUUUUGGUCCGCACCCUGGUCGAUACCGAGCAGCGGGGUAUCAAGACAUACAGUCCCCUGCCUAUAACAGAUCUCAGUUUGUUGCAACAUUCGUUACAUAGAUCGUCCUACCUUGGCAAGCUCAUAGCGCUGAUUGCACCUAAUCGACGGAGGUCGAACAGCGGCAUUAAAAAUGUAGUGUUUACCGUGUGCUACUCCCCCGUAAACCCUGUGUUGAAGAAACUGGUGGAGGAGGCAUGGCAAAGCCUGGGUAUGACCGAUAUUUGCGAAUCGGAUAAUGCCACCCAACUGGAAACGGAUACGGUGAGGUUGAGCGCCUUUGCCGGAAUCCAGUUCAACGAUGCCUGGUCGAAUCUAACUGAGGAGGAGGGCCUUCCUGACGAUUUUCAUUUCUCACUGAGAUUCCCAGCGGAACUGAGAACGGCGACGAUGGCGAUAGCAAACACCUGGCUGACAAUGCGCCUGUUUCCCACCAUUGAUCUGACAGGGCCAAGAAAUGAAGCGGAUGAAGAUGGUGGCAUUCCGCCGGGCUAUUUACGAGAGGGAUUCUUGCCCCUGCAACACAGCCUUUCGAUGGCGUAUAUAAGACAAAGAUCGGGGAGGCAGGAUCUGCCGGAGGUGAAGUUGCAGCGUUAUCCGUAUCCCGCUUACAUCUAUGAUCCCCUGCUCGAGGGCAUGUCCUCGAUUAUGUCGCUGAUCAUACUGUUGAGCUUCAUCUAUCCAUGCACGUAUAUCACCAAGUACAUCACCGCUGAAAAGGAGAAGCAGCUCAAGGAGGUAAUGAAGAUCAUGGGACUGAGCAACUGGCUGCACUGGACCGCCUGGUUUGUAAAGUCCUUCAUCAUGUUGACCAUAUCGGCCAUUCUGAUUGCCAUUCUGGUCAAGAUCAAUUGGACGGAGGACGUGGCCGUACUGACGCAUGCGAAUUUCACCGCCUUGGUCUUCUUCCUCAUCAUAUACAUCAUAGCGAGUAUCUGUUUCUGCUUCAUGAUGGCCACACUGUUCUCGAGAGCAAGCACAGCAGCCGCCGUUACGGGCUUAAUAUGGUUCAUAGCCUACAUUCCGUACUCCUUUACGAUAAAUACGUACGACGACUUAAGCCUGACUGCCAAGUUGGGCUGGAGCUUAAUCUCGAACACGGCCAUGGGCUUUGGCAUCAAGCUGAUCCUGGGCUUUGAGGGAACAGGCGAGGGUCUGCAGUGGAGCAACUUCUUCACGCCCGUCUCUGUUGAUGACACUUUGACUGUGGGGGCCGUCAUGAUCAUGAUGCUGGUAUCCUGCUUCAUUUGCAUGACAAUCUGCUUGUAUGUGGAGCAAGUGAUGCCGGGCAGCUUUGGCGUGCCGCGACCCUGGAAUUUCCCAUUUACUCGGGAGUUUUGGUGCGGCGAACGGGAGUAUACGGGAGUAGAGGACAUACCCAAUGGCCAUGUGGAGCAGCGGGAUCCCAAGGCCUUCGAAACAGAGCCGGAGGGCAAACACAUCGGCCUGCAGAUGAGGCAUCUUAAAAAGCGCUUCGCCGACAAAAUGGUCGUAAAGGGACUUUCGAUGAAUAUGUUCGAAGAUGAGAUCACUGUCUUGCUGGGACACAACGGAGCUGGCAAAACCACCACCAUAUCUAUGUUGACAGGAAUGUUUCCCCCAACUAGCGGAACAGCUAUUAUAAAUGGCAGUGACAUCCGCACCAACAUCGAAGGAGCCCGCAUGUCCCUGGGCAUCUGUCCCCAGCACAAUGUUCUUUUCGAUGAGAUGAGCGUGUCGAAUCACAUUCGAUUCUUCAGCCGAAUGAAGGGACUGCGUGGCAAGGCCGUUGAGCAGGAGGUGGCCAAGUAUCUGAAGAUGAUCGAGCUGGAGGACAAGGCGAAUGUGGCCUCAUCGAAACUCUCUGGAGGCAUGAAGCGCAAACUGUCCGUUUGUUGUGCCCUCUGUGGUGACACAAAGGUGGUGCUGUGUGACGAGCCCAGCUCCGGAAUGGAUCCAUCGGCCAGGCGGCAACUGUGGGACUUGCUGCAGCAGGAGAAGGUGGGUCGCACCCUCCUGCUGACCACUCAUUUUAUGGACGAGGCUGAUGUUCUGGGUGACCGCAUUGCCAUUAUGUGCGAUGGUGAACUUAAGUGCCAUGGUACGUCGUUUUUCCUAAAGAAACAGUAUGGAUCGGGGUACCGAUUGAUCUGUGUAAAGCGAGAUGACUGUGAGACGAAUGAGGUGACGGCUUUGCUGAACAAGUACAUUCCGGGCUUGAAGCCGGAGUGCGAUAUCGGUGCGGAACUGUCCUAUCAGCUGCCGGAUAGCGCCUCUUCCAAAUUCGAGGAGAUGUUCGGCCAACUAGAAGACCAGUCGGACGAACUCCAUCUAAAUGGCUAUGGCGUGGGAAUCACCUCAAUGGAGGAAGUGUUCAUGAAGGUCGGCGCUGAAAAGGACAGCACCGGCAACUUGAAGGACCAAAAUGAGAUUAUGAAUGGAGGCAGUGGAUUCCGCGGCGAGGAUGACAACGAAUCUGUACAGUCCGACGGCAUAUUUUCGGAGAAUCGAAGACUGCUCCAGGGAAUGCAGCUGCUAUCGAACCAAUGGAAGGCGAUGCUCCUCAAGAAGUUCCUCUACACGUGGCGCAACAAGUUGCUGCUUCUCAUCCAGAAUAUUAUGCCGGUAUUCUUCGUGGUUGUAACCAUUUUGAUCAUCGAGUCCCAGGGCACUUUCCAGGAGCUAAAGCCCAUUACAAUUUCAUUGACUCAAUAUCCCUUGGCUGUGACAGUUUUAGAUCGAUCCAAUGUGAGUGCGCUGGAUGUGGCCGACAAGUACCAGGAGUUGGCUGAAUCCUAUGGCAGCAAUUAUGGUCUAGAACUAACUGGUACCAAGGGCUUUGAGGAUUACAUUCUGGAACUGGGAAAGACGAUCCAAGUGCGCAUAAACGCACGCUAUUUGGUUGCCGCAACUUUCCAAGAGUCUGAGAUCAUAGCCUGGCUGAAUAAUCAGGCCUUACACACUGCACCCCUGACAGUCAACAUGGUGCACAACGCCAUUGCCCGCCAAAUAAGUCCAUCGGUUAACAUCCAGGUGACAAAUGCACCACUGCCGUAUACGACUAGCACACUGCUCUCCCAGCUGAGCAUGGGCAACAAUCUCGGAACGCAACUGGCCUCCAAUCUGUGCUUCUGCAUGUGCUUCGUUAGCUCCAUAUAUAUCCUGUUUUUGAUCAAAGAGCGAGAGUCCAGGGCUAAGUUGCUGCAGUUCGUGGGCGGCGUUAAAGUGUGGACCUUCUGGUUGACCCAAUUUAUUUGCGAUUUCGCCACCUAUAUCGUGACAGCUCUGAUCGUGGUGAUCACGAUCGUUUGUUUCCAGGAGCCCGGGCUGUCAAGUUUCGGUGAACUCGGCAGAUACUAUUUGCUUCUCCUCCUUUUUGGUUUCGCCGUGUUACCCUUCAUUUACAUCAUGUCGCUGUUCUUCAAGGAACCGGCCACUGGUUUUGCUCGGGUCUCCAUUGUCAACAUCUUUUGCGGCAUGGCCCUGUUCGUUGUGGUAGUGGUGAUGUCUUCGGAAUUAUUCGAUACAAAGGAUACGGCGGAUAUAUUGGGCUGGAUUUUCCGCGUCUUUCCACACUUCUCGCUGGCCAUGGGUUUAAACAAGGUGUACACCAACACGGCCACGAGGAAUGCCUGCGCAAAAGUCGGAGCGAUCCCACCCAUCUUGCUCUGCGAGUUGGUGCCCCAAUGCUGUAACAUCAAGCCCUACUUUGCUUGGGAAGAGCCCGGCGUUUUGCCCGAGACGGUCUAUAUGGCCGCCACCGGCGUUGUCUUCUUCCUUAUCAUCAUCGUUCUGGAGUUCAGAUUAAUCAACGAACUGAUAUUCAAACUCCGUCAAAUGCUAUCUAAACCACCGCCGCCACCAAGGGAAGGUCAAUUGGAUGACGACGUAGCUCACGAACGGGAGCGCAUUCUUCACAUGUCCUCGGACGAGUUGGCGGCCAAAAAUUUGGUGCUAGAUCGGGUUACCAAGUACUAUGGCCAGUUCUUGGCUGUCAAUCAGGUGUCUCUCUGCGUACAGGAAGUCGAAUGCUUUGGGCUGUUGGGCGUGAACGGUGCCGGCAAGACGACCACGUUUAAGAUGAUGACGGGCGACGAGCGGAUCAGCUCGGGAGCCGCUUACGUCCAAGGUCUGAGCCUGGAGUCGAACAUGAACAGCAUUUACAAAAUGAUCGGCUACUGUCCGCAGUUUGAUGCACUUUUGGACGAUCUGACGGGUCGCGAGGUGCUUCGCAUUUUCUGCAUGCUGCGCGGUGUCCAGGAGUCUCGCAUCCGUCAAUUGUCUGAGGAGCUGGCCAAGUCCUUUGGCUUCAUGAAGCACAUCGAUAAGCAAACGCACGCCUACAGUGGCGGCAACAAGCGAAAAUUGAGUACGGCGAUAGCUGUGAUCGGAAGUCCGUCCGUUAUUUACCUAGAUGAACCCACAACCGGCAUGGAUCCAGCGGCCAGGCGUCAGUUAUGGAAUAUGGUUUGCCGUAUUCGUGACUCCGGUAAAUCCAUUGUCCUCACAUCCCACAGUAUGGAGGAGUGUGAAGCGCUAUGCACGCGAUUGGCUAUUAUGGUGAACGGGGAAUUCAAAUGCAUUGGCUCCACGCAGCACCUGAAAAACAAGUUCUCCAAGGGCUUAAUCCUUAAGAUCAAAGUCCGUCGCAAUUUCGCGGCGUUGCGACAGGCGCGUUUGAGUGGUGGAUACGCGAGGAAUCCUGAUGAGCAGACGGUGCCGGCUCAAAUGGCCCAGCAAGAUAUUGAUGCUGUCAAGGAGUUUGUGGAGCACGAAUAUCCGAACUCCAUUCUGCAAGAGGAGUACCAAGGCAUUUUGACGUUCUACAUUCCACUGACUGGGGUGAAGUGGUCUCGCAUCUUCGGACUGAUGGAGAGCAAUCGCGACCAGCUAAAUGUGGAGGACUAUUCGGUCAGCCAGACGACGCUGGAGGAGAUCUUCCUGGAGUUCGCCAAGUACCAGCGCGAGGAUACACGCGCCAAUCAGUGAGCUAGCCCCCAAAAAGACCCAAAACCGAGUUGAUAACACCACCUGGCUUUUAACGGGCUUCUCGCUUAUUGGCCUCAUCUUCUACCUGUCGCAUCACAUUGCAUUGCCAGCACCAACACAAAACGAGCCCUGCAGCACCGCCAAAGCAUUCUAUUUCCCAUACACACAGCACCCGGAAUAACCCAUCUGUCAUAUUAUGAAUUUUGUUAAAUGAUUUUUGUUUGUAGUUUUUAGCUAACACCACUAACUCUAACGCUACCGCUAACGCCCUUCGAUCGAUACAAGCUAACUCUGUUGCAUGCGUAUAUACCUAGGGGAGCUAACAGUAGCCUACUAACUAACCCUUAAUUUGCUUCCCGAGCUAAUGUUAACCGUGUUGUGUCUGUUCUUUCUACUCCCUUCUGAAACGUUUCCCCACAAUAUCUAGCCGCCUCUCCAAAUUGAGAAAGUUGUGCAAGUGCCUGCUAGCUAAUGAGUAUUGAACCAACUACCUGAAGGAUUUGAUCCACACUAAUUCGAUCCGAUCCUGACCUGAUCUUAAACACUCACAGAUAAUAAUGUUACCAAAAGAACGACGAUGCCUGAACAGCUAACAAAUAGUUUGUAAGCUCGACCUGACAAUAGAUAGCAGCUAUUAUGCCUUCUUUUCAUUGUGAUCAUCUAGCGAAAUUUUACACAGCAACAAAGAGAUCUAUAAAAUGUAUGUUUGGUAUAUAUAUAUAAUGUAACAUAUAUGUAUAGUUAUAUCUGCUUCACAUGCACGAUAAGUUCUUUUAGACUUUUCUUAUAUUUUUGUUUUUGCCCAAAAAAAGUAUUGGCCAGAGAAUUGGCCGGAAACUAUUCCCAGCGCCCAAAGAAAACUUGUUGCAUAUAGUAAUAUGUGUAUUUAUUUCGAUGUACUUAGAUCGGCUAACCAAAGCGUGUAAAUAAGUCAAUUUACUAUAACUGUGGCACAAACCCUACGAUACAUAUGAGAAUUUACAAAUUAUGUUAAAUGUCUACUAUACGAUUGAAUUAAAUUUUAUCUGUAUGUAAAA